UGGCAGCGCCAGUGUGUCAAAUCAUCUCUGCUAAACACAAAAACUAAAACGAUUUUCCAUUUCUUGCUACUUUAACUUCGGUCCAAGAUGAGUCAAUAUAUAGCUAAAGCCACUGCCCUGGCCAAUACUGUGGCUGCGCUGGCACGUCCGCAACUGAAGGAAUUCUGGAAAUAUGCCAAAGUGGAGCUGUCGCCGCCGCUGCCGGGCGACUUCAAGAAGGUGCAAAAGAGCACAAAGAAUCUCAAGACGGAUGUCAAGGGCUUGGGCGGUCGCCUGGGACAGGUCACAGUGCGCGAGGCCUGGCUGAAUAUUUUGGUUACCGUUGAGGUAAUCUCCUGGUUCUACAUGGGCGAGGUGAUUGGACGUCGCCACUUUGUGGGCUACAAGGUCUGAACAAAAUGUUUCCUCAAUUGUUUAAUACACAAACAGACACAAACACAAACACACACACGAGAGUAUAUUUUGCGUCCAGGUGCAUUGAAUAAAAAGCUGUAGCGAGCCCCUCCCCGAA
Molecule: messenger RNA, 511 nt
Organism: Drosophila obscura
Lineage: Eukaryota; Metazoa; Arthropoda; Insecta; Diptera; Drosophilidae
Gene: ATPsynGL
Product: ATP synthase subunit g, mitochondrial
Exons: 2
Coding region: 88-393 (101 amino acids)
Biological process (GO): proton motive force-driven ATP synthesis
Molecular function (GO): proton transmembrane transporter activity
Source: RefSeq, a predicted model, not a curated record